AUGGUUGCGGCUGCGAAUCGGAAAUCAAGAGGGUCCAAGCCAACCGGACCGCCCCCUAUACGACACAAAGCACGGCAAAAGGCGAUACACAACGCUCGACGCAGCGAGCGCGGCGGAGCACGUGGCGGGCGUGGUGGAGGCCGCGGAGGAGGUGGAGGAGGAGGCCGUGGUGGCGCCGGACGGGGUGGGCGAGGAGGCGGACGUGGCGGACGUUUUGCGCAGAAGAAUGGCAGGAACGAAUCGGGCCAAGACUUCAUACCUCUCUCCUCUGGUGGCAACAACUUCGAAGCCCUCUACAGGUCCUCACGCAACGACGACUUUGAUCUCGACAUGGACGGCGACAGUUCCGACUCAGACCAAUUCGGCGACGACUUGCUCGACGACGACAUGUAUGAGGCCGAGGAUAUCGAGAUCAACGUGCAGGCGCCACUGCCCACGACCGGUCGGGGAAGACAACCACUAGCGGAUAUAAUGUUUACGGAGGCAGCCGCGGUCGCAGUAUACAGGCAGCUCUAUCUGCGCGAUUACCCACUCAGUACCUCAACCACGCGAGUGCGCUACGGUCUCUACCAGGAGGACACCUCUGCCGAUUCGGCCGCAUACAUCUCCCUCGCACCAUCCACAGCAUCUCGCCGAUCGAGCGUCAUCAGCAUCAGCAGCGACACAAGCGAAGAGUCCACAGAUGGACCGACAACACCGGAGUACAAUCCGGCACGCGACUACGUCUUCACGUUCGGUAUGCACAAGGGCAAGCGAUUCACCGAUGUGAACGAAAACUACAUCAAAAUGAUCGGCGGUCAGUUAUACAAAUACAGGGACAGAAGACAUGCGGGCCUUUUGGAGGCAUUCGAGUACCACAGGCCGGGGCAGGCACGUCUUCAGCCAGACAACCCUCAAACCCAACAGACACAAGCUCAGCUAUCGCAGCCACGACAGCCUCCCACACGGAACGCACAAGGGUCUCGAUCGAACGCUCUUUCGGCAUCAGACACAUGGAGAUUCCACAAAGGCAUUCACCUCGGAAAGCGACUCCAUGACGUACCUGAAAACUACCUACGAACGCUAGAGGGCAAUCCCCUCGUCAGAGACGCCUGGCCUGGUUUCAAGCAAGCACUCCAGGACUUCAAUGCCAAGACUGGUAGACAAGGUCGGUUUCCGACCCACAGCAGUGCCGCAUCUCACUUCACCAUGACGAGAACCAAAAAACGUGCGCGAGCGGAUCCCGAAUUGUCGCAGUCUCAGCCGCAGCGUCAUACCAAGCGACAGAGGGGACCGAGCGCCAUGGCAGCGCAAGCAAAAGAGGAGGCCGAUGACACUACUGCGGCAGACGAUGUGCGAUAUAUGCGAACGCAGCCAAAGGCCAAGGCACCCAUCGAAAGCUCCCGAGCCAAGUCCUUCCCCAGUCAGACAUCCAAAGUCAUAGACUUGACGCUGAGCGACGAGCUCGACGAUGUGUUCCCCGCAUAUUCGUCCAGGUCAAAAGCACUCCAGGAUCAGGCCGAAGAGCAGCGCCACUCAAAGUACGCUCUACAGAACAAGAUGACCGGAAAACUUGGCGAGCGCUCUCUAGGUCAAUCCAGCGGCGGACAGGGUACUGAAACCAGAGAAGGCGAAGAACGAUGGGCCCUUCCUGUAAGGCCCCCACUAUCUGCAGAUGUCCUUGCCCAGCGCCAACAAAAGAAACAGGAGAGGAAGAGGCAGAGGAAGGAGGCGGCCAUUGACGUCAUAAACGCCCAACGCUCCUAUGCGCCGGUCAUGUUCACCCUUUCAGAGGCAGUAGCCUUUCUCUGGCAACCCCAGCUAGCGAUCACCUACGAUCUUCCGACUGGCGAUUAUGUACCUUGUCAGUAA
Alternaria triticimaculans is the source of this 1851-nucleotide messenger RNA. RefSeq lists its product as uncharacterized. The transcript has 3 exons. The coding region runs from base 1 to 1851 and encodes 616 amino acids. The record is from RefSeq and is a predicted model, not a curated record. NCBI's taxonomy places the organism in Eukaryota, Fungi, Ascomycota, Dothideomycetes, Pleosporales, Pleosporaceae.